Molecule: messenger RNA, 186 nt
Organism: Suillus plorans
Lineage: Eukaryota; Fungi; Basidiomycota; Agaricomycetes; Boletales; Suillaceae
Exons: 1
Source: RefSeq, a predicted model, not a curated record
GCUGCUCGAUACAUCAAGACAACCAAUGGUAGGAAUUCCAACACACCUAUGGUUGCUGUUAGCGCCUAUAACGUUGCAGACACUAACGAUAACAGCUUAUUCACCGCCUCGCUCACUAAAUCCGUGCAGAGGGCUGAUCUUCUGGCCGUCAUGCGGAGACUUGGAUUCAAGACCUCGGCUGUAUGA